UGGUUGUCCAAUGUUUUCCGGGAACACCGGGUAAACAAGCAUGGAAGCGGCAAUCUUUUCAGUUGUAGGGAGGGAACAAAUUAAUAUUGUGAUUCUACGUGAAGUUGCAACCGAAAUAUAGUGAACUGAAAACGGUAAGCAUCCGAGAAAUGUCAGUAUAGACUUUAUUUGACUUGGUCUUGUUGGCUAAAGUAGCUACAUUAAUAUCCUCUGCUACUACGGAGCCAGUUACCGGUAGCAUAAAGUUGGUUAGCCUAACAUUAAGCUACAUGUGAGGAUAUUUUGCAUGUUAACAUCCAGAAUAAAGAAGAAGAAGACUAAAAAACAGUAAAAAGCCAUUUUAUUUCUGCCGGGUUAGCUGUAAUUAUCGAGCCGACAGCCUCUGGUAUUUCAUAGCAGUGCUUCGAGCAGUCGUUGCUUGGCGCUGUUUAGCCGCAGUUUGUGUCAGGUUGUACUAUGGACUACACCAAGGAAAACGAAGAGGAGGAUGAUAGUGAGGGGGCUUUCUUUAUUGAGGACUCCUGGAGUUCAGAUGGUGAAGGAGUGAUUGAGUUAAGCCAGCAGAAACAUCGCAGCAGCUGUGAACAAGCUGUGCGGCUCAGCGGGGAAAGCUCUCCUCCACUUCUCCUGGCCUUCUCCAUCACCUCAGGACGGACUCUGGAGGACAACAGCUCCAGUCCGGCUUCCAGUAUUGCCUUACAGGAGGAGCAGGAAGAGGAGGAAGAGGAGGACACUGAGCAGCCCGUCGAGGAGUGGAUGAUCCUGGGAGGAGAGGAGCAAGCAGGAGACUCAAGCAUCCAGCUCAACUUGGGAUACUGGAGCAGCUCUGAAGAUGACUCUGGAGAUCCCAGUGAGAAGUCAGUCAAAGAUACUUGGGCUGUAUCAGAGAAAGACAAGUCUCUGUCCAGCCGCUAUUUUAUGCCUGGUCGUUCUCUGCUCUGUAACAUCUGCAACAGGACAGGACACCUUGCCAAAAGCUGCUAUUACCAUAAGAAAUGUCCCACCUGCUUCCUUUGUGGGAUCCAGGGCCACAUCCAGAGGGGCUGUCCGAGCCGCCCCUGCCCCAGCUGUGGGCUGCCUUCACAUGGCCUCAGGCCCUGUGAAACCCCCCCAGUAUGGAACCAACACUGCCAGCGCUGUGGCAUGACAGGACACCUCUCUGAUGCCUGCCCUGAUACAUGGAGACAAUACCACUUGACAAUCCGGUUAGAGGUGCCACUCAGACCACGGACAGUUCACACCCUCAAACAUAAGAGACACCGCGCUCACUGUUACAACUGCUCUGAGAGAGGACAUUAUGGCUAUGAGUGCACGAAGAGGAGGAUGGUCAGUGGGACUUUUCCUUCACUGCCUUAUGUUUGCCACUAUGACACCAUUGAUGAUAUCCUCCAAUGUCGUACCAGGACUCAGAAAAGAGCCAAAGAGCGCAUGAAUUCUGGAUCCAUGGGUCCUUCAGACCAGCAGCCCUUGUCUGAACCAACAGGGGAGAGUGGUGAGGAAAAUGAACCGGUCCAGAGGAGGAGCAGGACAAAGCAGGAGACGUGUCGCCGAGCUGGCAGGAGGAAGACGUGGCCAGAGAGGCGCAGAGAGAGGCAGGAGGUCAAGAGGCUGAGGAGAGAGGCUCAAGCCAGACGAGAAGGAGGGCUGCUGGGGAGGUCCCAGGGCAACGCUGACAAUGAAGCAUGCCAUGCAGACCCCUUCAAGUCCCCCCUCCAUGGUCACUGGGCGUCCACACACCCUCCACAGAAGAAGAGAAAGGAUGAGGCAGGCGGCAGGAGGAGUAGGAGGAGCAGAGAGACAGAGAGGUGGAAGAAGAGAGGAGGGAUAAAACGAGGUGAUUUAUAUCCUCAUGGUGACAUUGACAUUGGAAGUGAAAACCUUCUUUCUCCAAAGCAAAGAGUACGCCACAGAAGAAGAUAAAGCCUGACUGCUUGUUUAUUUAUUUUUAAAUAGUGAGAAAUGUAGCUGGAAGACAAAAAAAGUGAUUUUGUAUUUCAUGGUCUUUUGAUUGAUUCAUUAAUUUAUUGUUAUACAGAAAAACACAACUGUAGAUAAUAGCAAUAAACAAUAGCAGAUACAGUUGAAGGGUCAUCAUCGUCUGUGUAAUUUUGUACUAACCUUAUCCUGUAAAUACAUCUACUGCUAUUAUACUGGCUGGGCCAAAUUUCACAUGUACAAUUUUAAACAUACAGUAUUCUUGAAUAUGUUUUUAUACAACCCUAGCUUUUUUUGCUCAUUUGUAUCGUGUUUUCAUCUCACUAAAUAUAAUGCUAGUUUUGCAGUGACAUUUCAUUUUCUGUCAGUAAAAUACUUGAAAUCAGGUCAAAGGCACAGACCUUUGAUUGGCCUUUGUAAAGCGUCAUAUUUAUAUUGUAAAGACAGCGACAAUAAACGUGCAUUUCUAGAUAACCUCA
This is a messenger RNA of Lates calcarifer (barramundi perch), 2414 nucleotides long. RefSeq names its product zinc finger CCHC domain-containing protein 7. Bases 457 to 1920 code for a protein of 487 amino acids. The transcript has 8 exons. Gene Ontology annotation, molecular function: nucleic acid binding; zinc ion binding. The record is from RefSeq and is a predicted model, not a curated record. NCBI's taxonomy places the organism in Eukaryota, Metazoa, Chordata, Actinopteri, Centropomidae.